AUGAAUAGUUUAACCAUUUGGCAUGAACAUGGAAAAGGGACAGGAAAAGAUUUAGAAAAGCCUUUUAUUUGUAUCAAAAAAGCAGCAGAAAAUGGUAAUGAAGUAGCAAUGUUUAAAGAAGGCAUUUUGAAUAAGUUAGAUGAAAAAAGAGUAAACGAUCUUUGGAAUAUUGCGAUCGAUUAUCGUAUUGCUGCUAAAGGGCGGGAUAUGUUAAAUGUAGAUGAAAUUGAGAAAUUUUCUUCUGAAUAA
Messenger RNA from Rhizophagus irregularis DAOM 181602=DAOM 197198, 249 nucleotides. The record is from RefSeq and is a predicted model, not a curated record. NCBI's taxonomy places the organism in Eukaryota, Fungi, Glomeromycota, Glomeromycetes, Glomerales, Glomeraceae.